This is a messenger RNA of Moneuplotes crassus, 1240 nucleotides long. The record is from the annotation of a GenBank genome assembly. Lineage: Eukaryota; Ciliophora; Spirotrichea; Euplotida; Euplotidae.
UUGAAGGCUAACCGUUAAAUUAUAAAUUUAGAGUAAACUUUUAAAAGUGGCACUUGGAAUGGAGAAAAAGCAAAGGAAUUUAUCCCAAAUAAGCAAAGACCUUUAUCGGAUCAAUGAAGCUUACAGAGUUACACAGGAGCUUGAGAGAAUUAGCGAAAUUCAUCCCAAUAACGACCCACAGCUGGCUGUUUGUUUAGAGCUUAAAUAAGUGCCCAGGUGAAGGCUUCAGGAAAUGUUUGGCAAAGAAAAGGAAUUUCCAUGAUAGAUCUACUGCUAACAGUGAGAAGAAGGCUAUUAUUAGCCAGAAAAUCAUCAAUUCAUUCCAUUGAGAUGAUAAUAGAGGAGUUACUAGUCGGGAUGAAAAUAAUUUUGAGACUCUUCAAUCUAAUCCUGAUCUUGGGGAGUUGAUCCAUAAGUUAGAUGGGAGACAUGGAGAGACACCUACUGCUUCUCAAAGUCAAACCUCCAUAUUUAACUACUUAGAGGCUAAUGAUAAUCUUAAAGGCACUCCUUAUUCCCGUUUUAAGCAAGAAAUAAGCUUUAGCAGUAAAUCGAAUGAGAAUCAUCAGACAAAAAUAUCUAAAUUGGAGAAAGAAAACGAGGCACUUCGUCAAGAAAAUUACCAAAUAAAGUGACUAUACGAGGACAGAUUGCAAGAGCUCAACUGGUACUAUCAAAAAUAUGGCCAGAGAGCCAAAGGGUUAUCUGAAGAAACUACAAAGGACACUGAGGGUCAGUAUAAUGAUCAGCCGGCUCCUAGUACUCUAAAGGAGAUUUCUUUUAACAUUCCAAAAACUCAAGAAAUAUAAAAGCAAAUAGCUCCUCGAAAGCCGGAAUACACCAGCAGAUAAACACUCUGCAGAGCAGAAUUGCUCAAGCUAACGAAAGGUUAAAUGAAAAACAGAAGUUCAAAGAUUACUGAUACAACGAGAGCAUUUCAACCAUGAAGCAUCUUGAGAAGAAUAGACAGUCCAUCCUUGAUGAAGAAAAUAGCUUAUCCCUAUUCAAGAAAUCUCAUCAGGACUCUAAAAGUUAUGAGAGGGUAAGCCAUCGGAGCAAGAAUAUCUCUUCUACCCCUACUCUUCUUUCAAAGGAAUCUAAACGCAAAUGUAAGAAGAAGACUCAAAAGUACCAACAGAUGUUUGCUGAGAACUACUUCAAGUCCAACAGACCUCUUAAAGUCAACAACAUAUUGGCUCCACCAAUGGUUUUCAAGGAUUAUGACCUCAAUUUAGAAUAA